UAGCUAUUAAGUUUACAUGGGUUUUUGUAAAGGGAUCGUGUUAGAGAGUUAACAGAAACAAUUACUUUAAGGCAAUUAUGCUCGUCAAAGUUAUUGUGGUUUUAUUCAUAUGUAUUGAAGUAUGUCGGAGCUGUGAGGUGGGACAAACUAAGCAAGGAUGUUUAAUCAGGAAUCUCGUGUGUUCGUGUGGUAUUGGAUGUAUAUCUGAUUACAGAUAUGAUACAUUUCAAGAGUGUCAAAAUGCUUUGAAAGGAAAAAAACGAGAUAUUUGCAAAAUCCAUAAUCCAUGUUUACACAACGGUACAUGCAUUCAAAUUUCUCAACAACCAGGCUACCGUUGUAGGUGCGAAGGUACAGGAUAUUUCGGAGCUAGGUGUAGUAGAGUGUGUCCCACUCCAGGUCAAGGAAGAGUCGGUACAAUUUACCCUUAUGAGUGUAUAGUGAUAUGAAGCAAAGCUACUUUUUUACUUGUCAAAUAGAAAACAAGCUAGAUUAUGUAAAAAUAAAAUAUGUUUAUAAUAGUUCAUUAUA
Molecule: messenger RNA, 531 nt
Organism: Diabrotica balteata
Lineage: Eukaryota; Metazoa; Arthropoda; Insecta; Coleoptera; Chrysomelidae
Source: the annotation of a GenBank genome assembly